UUUAAAGUAGAAAGAAGACUGAUGAUACGUGUACUAACCUUAUUGCAGUAAUACGAUACACAUUAAUUGCAUCAACCCCUUUGUCAUAUUCAUUCUCGUUUUCCCCCCUCUCUCUCUCUCUCCUCCAGCCACCACAAAAGCAGCCGAAGACGACCUCUCUUUCAUUUUUCAGAUGCCACAAGAAGAUCAACAAAAGUCUUGAAAAACAACAGUCAGGAUAGAAGGUAUAUUCGCUUGACGGUUGAUGAUCUUGUGAGUAAUUAAGGUGGUAUUAAUUGCAUACUUUCUUGAUUUGGGUUGAUUGUGAUCAAUGGGGAUCUUCGAAGAAAUGGGAUUUUACGGAAAUCUUGAUUUCCUUUCGGCUCCCAACUGCGAGGGAGAACGUGCUCCUGAAACCGAACAAGACGCACCCGUGGAGGAAGAUUACAGUGAUGAAGAAAUGGACGUUGAUGAGCUCGAAAGGAGGAUGUGGCGAGACCGGAUGCUUUUAAGGCGGCUCAAAGAUCAAAGCAAAGGUAAAGACGUCGAUAACACCAAACAACGUCAGUCUCAAGAACAAGCGAGACGCAAGAAGAUGUCGCGGGCCCAAGACGGGAUCUUGAAGUACAUGCUUAAAAUGAUGGAAGUUUGCAAGGCUCAAGGGUUUGUUUACGGAAUCAUUCCGGAAAAUGGGAAGCCAGUUAGCGGGGCGUCUGAUAAUCUCCGUGCCUGGUGGAAGGAAAAGGUCCGGUUUGAUAGAAACGGGCCGGCUGCAAUAUCAAAAUACCAAUCGGAACACUCGAUUCCGGGGAAAGAUGAGGAUAAUCUUUCCCCGGUUUCCACCCCGCACACGUUGCAAGAGCUUCAAGACACCACUCUCGGUUCUCUUCUGUCGGCUUUAAUGCAGCACUGUGACCCGCCACAGAGGCGGUUCCCGUUGGAAAAGGGUGUCGCACCACCGUGGUGGCCCACCGGAAACGAGGAAUGGUGGUCGCAACUCGGGUUACCGAAAGAACAAGGGACCCCACCGUAUAAGAAGCCUCAUGAUCUGAAAAAGGCGUGGAAAGUCGGUGUUUUAACGGCCGUCAUUAAGCAUAUGUCGCCGGAUAUCGCGAAGAUUCGCAAGCUUGUUAGGCAAUCUAAAUGCUUGCAAGACAAAAUGACGGCUAAAGAAAGCGCCACGUGGCUCGCUAUAAUUAACCAAGAAGAAGCUAUAUCGCGGAAACUGUAUCCUGAUAUCUGUCCGCCUAUAUCAACAGGUGGGUCCGGGUCGUAUCUUGUAACUGACGCCGGUGAUUAUGACGUGGAGGGUGUAGACGAUGAUCAGACAGUUGAAGUAGAAGAAUGUAAGCCGCAGCCUGUUGAUGUCACUAAUCUCUUUAAUCUCGGGCUCAUGGGCCCGCAACUGGCCCAAGUGAAGGGUGAGCUCGUUGAAAUCCCGAGCUCGGAUAAUUUCGUUCAGAAAAGGAAGCAGUUAUCUGAUGACCAGCAGCCACCGAAGGUGUACACUUGUGAGUUUUCCCAAUGCCCUUAUAGCGACAUUCGUGUAGGUUUUGCUGAUCGACUUUCAAGAAACAAUCACCAGAUGAAUUGUCCGUAUCGCCCUUCUCCUAAUCCGAAUCAUAAUCCGCCUCGUAGUUCCACCCUAAGUUUCCAAAUGAAAGAACCACAACCACCCGUGUUCACAAUGCCGUCAUUUGGUCAACCCAAGAUGACCACGGGUCAACCCAUGAACCAGGAUGCUGCAUUUGGUGCGUCACAGUUUGGACUUCCGGGAGAUGGUCAACGGGCGAUUACCGAUCUUAUGUCGUUUUACGAUACGAAUCAUCAAAACACCAACCGAAAUCUCAACACCGCGAAUCUUGAUGUUAUCGCUAAUCACCAAAACACCAACCGAAACCUCAAUGCUGCAAAUCUCGACGUUAUCACCGACCUCCAGAAGCAAAAAUUCCCCAUGCAACUCGACGAUGACUUUUUUAAUCAAGGCGUAGUCGAGUCAAACAUCAGUUCCAGCCAGUCAACCUUCUUGUCAACAGGUUUCCAGUUCGACAACAAAGCACCAUACACCCCUCCUUUCGACGCACACAAUAAUUUGGAUUUCAGAUUCGUUUCGCAGUCUCCGUUCAAUCUAGGAGGCGUUGACUUUUCCGGCGAGUCAAACCCGACCCCGGAUAUGUCCAUGUGGUACCUCUAAAACAACCACCAGCAUCAUCAUCAAAAUCAUCUCCCUUUAACAGGUGAAAAAGUCUUUUUAUAAUCCAUAGUUAUAGUAGUAUCAAGUUAGUUAUUUGAACUCAUUAUGCUUGUUACUAUUACAAAACUUUGAUGUUUUUCAUGUUUCUUGUGACAAAAUACAUUGUGGUGGAUUAUUAUAUGAAUUAUUGGUGGCUAGCUUUUGUUUGUU
Messenger RNA from Helianthus annuus (common sunflower), 2383 nucleotides. RefSeq names its product ETHYLENE INSENSITIVE 3-like 1 protein. Gene Ontology annotation, molecular function: DNA binding; DNA-binding transcription factor activity. NCBI's taxonomy places the organism in Eukaryota, Viridiplantae, Streptophyta, Magnoliopsida, Asterales, Asteraceae. The coding region runs from base 311 to 2173 and encodes 620 amino acids. The record is from RefSeq and is a predicted model, not a curated record. Gene Ontology annotation, cellular component: nucleus. The transcript has 2 exons.